Molecule: messenger RNA, 8895 nt
Organism: Stegostoma tigrinum
Lineage: Eukaryota; Metazoa; Chordata; Chondrichthyes; Orectolobiformes; Stegostomatidae
Product: cortexin-1-like
Exons: 2
Coding region: 252-533 (93 amino acids)
Source: RefSeq, a predicted model, not a curated record
AAGUAAAUUGUAACUGCACCUCUACCUUUAUUCUGAAGUCAGUUUUUGACAUUCCAAUGUGGCAUUGAGUUGACAAGAGACAGAAGACUCUGAGGCAACAUGUGUAAAGAGAUGUUGGACUGAAAAAAAUCAGAGGAGGGAGUAAAUAGCUCAAUUUGCUGGUGUGACCUUGACAGACUGAUGACGAAUAAAGCGUCUACUUAUCACAUUUUGAAGAGCUAAUUAACAGCGCAGCAGGAGUACACUUGGCGAUGAAUGAUGUUACCACAAUGAAUGACAUGUCUACGGUUGAUGAUGAACUGCUGGCUUCAGCCACUAUGGAUCUCAAUGGGGACCCCAACUAUUCAGUACCUAUGGGAGCUGAGCAAAAAACUGUAUUUGCAUUUGUGAUUUUCUUAUUGGUUUUUCUGAUAAUCCUGGUGGUCCGAUGUUUUCGGAUUUUGCUGGAUCCCUACAGCAGGAUGCCUGCUUCAUCAUGGUCUGAUGGCAAAGAUGGGCUGGAGAGGGGACAGUUUGAUUAUGCCUUGGUGUGAAGUCUGGAGUGAGAUUCUGAAACCUUCGCCUCUGCUCAGCUGCUAAUUCUCUUUUCUGUUUCAGUUUUGUAAAUAAUUGGCUUCUUAAUGUUUUGAAGGUACAUUCUGGUUGAGAUAAAAUCUUCCUUGAGCUUGCAUCAUUAUCUAGGUACAGUCUCUUUCUUGGGCUUGCUAGCAGUGUUUGAAAUCACUGAUACAUAUGGUGUAAUGCAACAUGAGUGAUAUUGUUAAAUCAGCUUGUGUGGCAGAGUGUCUACUGUCCAGAUUUGGAACCUGGGGUUGCUGAAAACCAGUGACUGCUCCUAUUUAUUGGCUGUAUUUGGAUUCAUUGUCUCACUAAUGCUUACAAAGAAGAAUUUUAAUUGGCGUGAACAGGCAGAGGGUUGUCUGUGAUAACUCUUAAAAACUAGAGUAGGAUUUCUCGAUGGUGAAAGAACAGAGGAAAGCAAACCAAAACAUGCAGAAAGAGGAAGAGAAAUGGAGGGAUCCAGAAAGAGAAUGAGUGAGGUUAGUAAUUAAUUUCAGAACCUAGCUCUCUUAGAUCCAGGUAAAAAGGAAACUAUGUGAAAUUCUUAGGUUACUUAGCUGGCCAAAAUGUUUAGAAAAAAAAACUGCAAGCUCUCUCAGUUAGCAUGAUUAAUGUUAAAUUUAAACAGCAUCUGCAUUUCCAGUUUUUAAAAGCUCCUUUGAUGACUCAGUUUUGCUGUAAGUUGGUGUAACAAUUGAUAGAGACACGAUGCUCUGCAAGCUGCAUAGCACAAUUUUCUGGAAGAUUGGAUAUUUAAUGGCAUUCAUGGGAGAUGAACAUCUUUUGCAAGGCCAGCAUUUAUUGCCCACCCCAAUUGCUAUCAAGAAGCUUGGUGCUUUCUUGAACUAUAGUAUUUUUGAGGCACAGGUACAUGCCCAUCGUGCUACUGGGGAUGGAGUUCCAGGAUUUUACCCAGCAAUUGUGAAGUUAAGGUAAUAUUGCUGUAAAAUCAGGGUGAUUGUGGUUUGGAGAGGAAAAUGCUGCUUUGAUUAGGAUAUUUGUGGUAUAGUUGGAUCAUCUCCCAUCCAGGGAAGUGGAGAAUAUUCCAUUACUGUCUUGAAUGGAGUAGUGGAAAAGCUUCAGGGAACCAGGACAUGGGGGUACAUGCCACAGAAUUCUGAAACUCUGACCUGCUUUUAUAGCCACAGUAUUUAUAUGGCUGGUAUAAUUACAUUUCUGGUCACUGGUGACCCAGAAUACUGAUUGGGGACAGGAUGUGGUAAGGGGCAGGGUGGGUAGAGGUGUGUCGAUGAUGGUAAUCUCAAUGACUGUACAAGGGGUUAGUCAGAUUCUCUCUUGUUGGAGAUAAUCAUUACCUGGCACCGGUGUGACUCAUUAUUUGUCACUGUCAGCGCGUUCCUAAAUGUUGUCUGUGUCUAGCUGCAUUUGGACAGUAUUUGAGGAGUUGUGAAUGGCAUUGAGCACUAUCACAUCACCACACAUAUUUAUUUGUAACCUUGGAGGGAAGGCCAUUAAUUGAACAGCUGAAGACGAUAGAACUUAGGACACUACCCUGACACUACUUCAGGGCUCUUGUGGUGCAGUGGCAGUGCCCUUACUUCUGAACUGGAAGGCCUGGGUUCAAGGCUUACCUGUUUUGGGUCGAGACCCGUCUUCAGAAACCCUUCUACAGCUUCACACUGUGUUAUCUCUGACUGCAACAUCGGCAGUUCUUACUAUCUUUGAGCAUGGGAACUGCAGGUUUACAGGGAUGGGGUGGGUUUGGGUGGGCUGCUGUUUAGACAGUCAAUGAGCUGAAUGGUCUGCUUCCACACUGUAGGGAUUCUAUGAUAAUACUUUUGGUGGUGGAUAUAUGAUCAUUUGUUUGUGAUUAGUGCCUGUACUAUAGCCAAUUGUUAAAACAAAGUCAAUUUUCACAUUUUGCAUCAACAGAAAUAGGAACAGUAGUGAGACAUUCAGCCUUUGCAUCCAUUGUGCUAUUGAAUAUGAUCAUGACUGAUUUACACUUUAAAUCAUUUUACCUCAUAUUGCUCCUUAUCCAUUGUCAUUUUCUUUUCAUGUCAUUUGAUCUCAGUCGAGAAAACUUCAUCUGAUCCAACAAUGGCUGUAGAUGCUGGAAAUGCAUUCUACAUUCUCAAUGCCCAGUUGCUUUUAUAUGAAAAGAUUCAAUCUGAUUCAAUUCCUAAUGGUGUACUGUAAUUUUAAGAUUAUAUCCCCCUGAUUUGGAUUCCCUGAAGAGAUAGGGAUGCAGAGGAAGAGAAACCUACUGAAGUGGGUAGUAGCAGUAUGGAUAGAGAUUAGUUAAAAGACAGAAAAGUGGUUAACAGAAGUUAAUGUUGGGUCAGUUUGUCUCUCUGGUUUCCCCUGCAGUACCCUAACAAAUAUCUUGAUUCAAUUCCAGCCCAGACAGUUGGAUGUAAAUUUCCUCUGAAAGGAAUUAUGUUAACUGAGAAUAGGACAGGAAACUCCCAUUCCCAAUUCAUGUAUGUCCAUGUUCAAACGUAGAAAUAACAGACAGGUUAAGACUUAUUUGUUCAUUUAGGCUGUCCUACACAUUUGUGAUGCCUUCUACCCCAUCUAAGAGCCAUGUAAUCUCAUAAGAGAGGAAUAAAACCAGAUUAAAAUUGGGUCAAACAGAGGGAAAAAUAGUGGAAAAUUUCUCUCCGUCUCUCUCUUAGGCAAACAUCCAUAAACAUUUACUUCCCCUACAUCUCAUGGUCAGUAGCAGCAGGGUGUAUCAUCUCCAAGAUGUAUUGCAGAAAUUCCCCAAGUGUCAUAAGACAGCAUCUUCCAAACCAACAACCACUAACAUCUAGAAGAAUAAGGGUAGCAGAUACAUGGGAACACCACCACCUGUAAGCCAUUCACCAUCCUGACUUGGAAAUAUAUCACUGAUGCUUUGGUGUUGCUGGGUCAAAGUCCUGGAAGUCCCUUCCUAACAGCAUUGUGAGUUUGUCUAGACCAAAUAGAUUAUAGCAGUUCAAGAAGGCAGUUUCUCAAGGAUACAAUAGCUGCUGGCUCAGCCAGCAAUACCCUCACCUCGUGAAUGAAUUAUUAAAAAAAACUGUCAAUCUCAGAAUUCCUCAUUCUGUGCAUAGCUGAGGUUCCAGUGCACUCUAAGCUGGGUUUGGAAACUGAGGACAACAUUAAUACAAAGCAUAGGGAAAUAUAUCGAUUAGUUACGGUUCUGGUUCCACUCUACAAGGAUUUUUUUUAUAGCCAUUAGGGAGUGGCACAGCUUUCAAAUUAACUCUUAGAUUGAACAGACCUAUUAGGAGCACUGUUUGUGAUCUGCUCAGCAGGCUGUUACUGUGCAUUAAUGUCUGUUUCUGGACAAUUGGAUUCCUUGAUUUAAAUUUAUUGAUUCAGUUUGUGCACAAGCAAUUGCAUUCUAUGAAAUCAAUAAGUGUUGGAUGCUUCUCAUAAAGGGAAAUGAUUAACUUAGUUAAACUAAUUAAGAGUUGAGAGGGGAUGCCCAGCCUCUCAAUCUCCAGCCACACAGCUAUCUAAUUCCCUCUGGGAUCAUUUCAUUCUCAGAAUGACAAGGAGGGUGUCUGAACCCACACUCUGGAGAGCUCCUUAAUUGUAAUGUGGAUAAUUUCGGUCACUGGAGUCGACACAGAUCUCAGCUGAGAAAUGAGAUGACUAUUACUAAAUCUAUGUUUUAUUCAAAUCCCAUCCCCUGCUCAAUGUUGGAGGUCACUUCUUUUCCGUAAUGGGUAUUUGUUUAUCAAGUACACUUUGUUGGAAUAAUCUGAUCAUUAUCACUGAUUGUUUGGAAUGUGAGUGAUAUUGUUUCACGACACAAUAAAAAUGUAAAACCAAAAGAUGCACACUUCAAGUUUGAUGUCCACUUUGGGGGUCAAUGAACAGCAAUUUGGAUAGUUAACUGCCUCACAGUGUGGAAAUAGAUUGGGUUACUCCUACUGAAUUGCAGGAAGCUGAGUGUCAGCUGUGGCUCAGUUGAUAACAUUCUCACUUCUAAACCAUCCAGUUGUAAGGUAAAGGCCCAAAACUCAAAGUUAUGCUCAAAUACAGUACUGAGGAGAUGCUAAGGAGUAGCAUCAGCUUCUCUUAUAGGUAGAUAUAAAAGAUUACAUCAUGCAUUUUCAAAGGAUAACAAGGAGAUAGCUGUAUAUCCAGGCCAGCAUCUAUCCCUCAACACCAAAAUAAAAAAUCAUCCAGCUCCACACUUUGUUAUCUCAGAUUCUCCAGCAUUUGCAGUUCCCAUUAUCAGCUGAUCUUAUUAUCACAUUACCGGUUGUGGGAAUUAGCUGCCAUGUUGCAACAAUAACUACUCUUCAAAGUACUUUUGUUGACUAUAAUGACCUAUGAUUGUAUGAAUGUGAAACUUUCUUUAGUUGGCAUUGGUUGAUUGUGUCUUCAAGUGCUAAGACUCUGAGAUCUGGAAUCCCUCUCCUUACCUGUACACCUCAUUGUUCCCUUUUAACACACUUUGAUCAACUGCCCUAAUAUGUUGCUUAGAGUCAAAUUUGGCUAUUAACUAUCCUGUGAAGCCUCUUGGGAUGUUUUAUUAAAUAUGUGCCACAAAAAUACAAGUUGUUUUUGAAAACUGAUAGGUAAUUGUGGGUAUUGAUUGGAUGGAAGAUUCAGAGGUAUUUUUAGCUCCUUGUUAUUUAUAAGGACAUUGAGUAGUUGUUACGUCCCUGUCCAUUGACUCCCACUGAUACGUUAGACUACGCUGUGAAGAACAAUCAAUUAGGAUCCUCUCUUAGACUUCUCCCAAUCUGUCACGUAAACCUUUGUUCCUGUCAUUUUCUUGUCAUACUUCUGUUGUGUUAAAUGGGAUGCCUGUUAUGAUAAUAGGAAAUGCUUAGCUUUCAAUAGAAAUGGAAUAGAAGUGAUUUGUUCAGCUCUGAUUUGUGAGUUUGACUUUACAUAAGUGGGACUUUAUACAAGAUGGAUUUUUUUUCUUGUCAGUACAAUAAUAUUGACUCUGAUCUCGUACUAGGUUCUAUGCUGGACUCCCACCAGAGGUGCAUGUUCUGCCCUGCUCUGCUCUGUGUAGCUUCCUCUCUUGUACAAAAUCUUCCAUGACUGUAUAAAAUAUACUGUUGCCAAUGCAGAUUGCAAUGGAGCCCUGUGUCCUAUCUGUCAACCAGGGUGAAAGCUUAGCCAGAUUCUAUAACAUGCUUGAAUUCUAGUAACAACCUCUGGCAAGAGGGGUAGUUAUAGAUGGUAAAGUCUAUACACUGUAUUCUGUGUGCUUGUCACUAUUGUCAACUGUGUGUUUUAGUAUAGGAAAAGCAACAUGACAUAAUAUUCUAGAAACACACACACAUAGAGAUCCCCAUGUUAUCUGCUUAAAAUGAGAACAGUGUUUAGGAUAUAAAACUAGAUUCAAUCAAUGGUGCCACCUCAGUGUUCCAACUUUCUGCUUCAGUGUGUUAUGUAUUAGUUUCAGCUAUUCAUCUACUGAUUGAUAGCUGAACCUGCCCAGGUGGAACAGAAAGAGCCGGUGGAAUCGAACAGUCAGUGAUUCUGCUGUACCUACUGUGUCCUGGGGCUGAAGGGAUACCCAUUUAGGCUGAUAGCAGGCAAUUCCACUUUAUACUUGAGACAUUUCACAGGAUGGAACUGUUCUGUGACAGACCCUCCAAAUGACAACUAAGAGUUGAAAAUAAAAUACAUUCAGGAACCAGUGUGGUCCUCAUCUAUGAAAUCAUGCUAUUGAGAUAAAUGAAUUAAUAUCUGUAUAAAAUUGAGAGAUGUCAGAUAUUAUUAAUCUUACUGUUAUUCAGGCCUGAUGUACAUGACACAAUCUGUCUGCUUUUAUGUGGUUUUAGGAAAUAUGAGUAUAAACAAUAUGAAGAAUGUUGGAAUUCAAUUAAAAGCUAAUUUUAAGCGUUCUUAGACUAGAGUUUUGAAUAUUAGACUAAUUAUAAGUAGAGUCCCUUUGUACAAACAAUAUUUUUUAACAAGUAUUAUUAGAUUGGUUGAGGAUCAUGAGAAGAUAUGACUUAUUAACAUGGGAGUCUUGGUUUAAUUUAUCUUUGCUUAGUUUUCAGGAGCAGAGGUACCGUUCCUGAUUUUAGGGAACAAACCUAUUUCAUGGUGAAAAGCUCAGCAGGCCUGGUAGCAUCUGUUCCUCAGAUCAGUUCUGAGGAUGGGUCAUUCAACCCGAAAUGUUACCACUGAUUUCUCUCCUCAGAUGCUGCCAGAUCUGUUCCUCAGAUCAGUUCUGAGGAAGGGUCAUUCAACCCGAAAUGUUACCACUGAUUUCUCUUCACAGAUGCCGCCAGAUCUGCUGAGCUUUUCCAACAAUUACUGUUUUUGUCUUUGAAUUCCAGCAUUGGCAGUUCUUUCAGUUUUUCUAUUUCAUGAUGGUCUUCUAACCAGAUUAAGGCUUUUUGUAAAAGACGGCACGGGAAUGGGAUUAAUAUCUGUUUUCUUUUUGAGGUAGGAGUCUCCGAGGUUGUUGCUGUGUUGGAAAUAAUUGUGAUUUUUGUUUUGGAUUAUUUCGAGAUUUUUCCGGUUAAACCUGCACAAAAUUCAUACAUCCCCUCAUUUCACUAAAUCUUAAGAAAAACUAACAGUAUGUGCCCUGGAAUUUGAACCAUUUUGAAACAAGUGGUUGAUUUUUGUUUUCACUGACCUGUGGGAUGUGGACGAGGGCUAGCUGUUAUUGCCUGUCCUUUGAAAAGGUGGUAAUUGUACAAAAGACCACUUUGCAGCCAUAGCAUUUUAAAAUUGUCAAUGUUAUGUCACCGAAAUGCUAAGAUAAAACAAUUUUUUAUUAAAGAGGGGCAGAUCCCAUCUAAGGGCCCUGGAUGAGUGGAACUUUUUACUUUAACCCUGCUAAUAUUUAUUCAUGUGCUCUUGCUCCCUUCUCACUGCAUUGAAAUCAGUACUUCUCAUAAAGCCUCAUGCUCCAUCACAUUCAUCCUCAGAACUUCAAACUGUGGAAUUCUUCCUCAGUCUUUGCUUCAUCCUAGUCUGUAAGCUCCCAAAACUCAAAUUUACCACCUGUUGCUAUGCCUGGUGCCCUCUUUAACCUUGGUUCACAGUUCUUCUUCUGACUUCUGAGUAGCAACAUCAACAAUUGAAAGUUUUCAAUUAACAUGAUAUUCUAAAUCAUGUGAAACUCUGCAUGGGAUCAGUCGGAAUGAAGAGCAGCAGUAUGAGGUGGUGACCCAGCCGGUAGUCUCAGAUCAGACACAGUAGCUACCACUGUUCCCUAUAAGCUGUGUGUGUGUGGCUAUGCAGAGCAAAACAAUGUUCCUUUAGCCAUCAAUGUUAAAGGGACCACACAAUCCACAGCAAGCAAGUUAGAGGCAAUACUGGCAUCUGAUCAGCUUCAGAAUAACUACAGUGUACCUGCAGUCUGAGACCAUUCUGAGUGUAGAUAUUUUACCCAAUCAAUUUAUCAGAGCUGUUAUUACAUGACUCUGCAGUAGGCUGGACUUGAAGCCAGACCUCCCCUGCGAAUGGGCAUCCAAUGAUCAGACUCCGAUCAGGUGCUGUGUAAACUCCCAAAAACCUGUGUUUAAGACUCCGGGAACAGUCUUAAAUUACAAUUUUUGCAAAUUUAUUCUGACAGUACGGGCUGGUGAUGUUCCAUCUCAAAUUGCAGCAAGCAGCUUUGCACAGUUAAAUUAUCGACAUGAUGCUGUUGUGAAUCAAAGUGAUGGAUGAUUAACUUUGGAAGAUAAUAAAUGACUGAUUCCUGGCAGUCACUGUAUGGAUGUCAUGACAGUGCUGACCCAGUACCUGGUCAUUAAUUAUACCACACAUGCAGCUCAUUGGUAAAGAAUUGUUAUUUUUACAAGGAAAACAGGCAGAUUUUUAGAGAUAUUCAUAGGACAAAUGAUGCUGAAAAUGUUAGGAGUAUGGAUGAUUUUGAUGGAUAUGUGACAAAAGCGUUGACAAAGGCUGUUACGGUGCAAUGGUAGAGUCCCUACCUCAGAACCUGGGGACCUUGGUUCAAGCCCUACCUGCUCCAAAGUUGUGUAAUAACAUCCCUGAAAAGUUUGAUUUUUAAAAAAAUGUAUGAAGAGUUGAUGUGUAGUUUUGAACAAUUAAGUAAGAGAGGAAAACCUCUCAUGCUCACUUACACAUGCAAUCUGUUGUGUAAAGCUAGGGAGAUGGCAUCGUGCCAGUGGAUCAAAUGGCCUGCCCCUGUGCAUUGUUGCACUCAUUGCGAGGUUCAAUGCUGUUCUGAAAUGUUACCGGUUUAGUGAUGUUUGGCACAAGGUGAUUUUGUGAUAAUUGUGUUCCCUUUGUGACUAGAACUGUCCAGUGGAAUGUGAAUGCUGUAUGGUGUAGGAUUUUUUAACCCUGCUUGUGUGCACAUGGGAAAUGGAUGAUGUGUUGUAUUUCUAGUCCUUAAAUAAAAUUGUACACAUUUAAAAA